AUGCAACCAGUAGCCAUGCUGACAUUUCGAUUCUUGCUUGCCUUUUACAUGGCUUUGAUUGCGGUUAUCGCGACUCGGAUACACAAUGGCAAUUCUGCUCUCGUCAGACAGACACCUUCGUCUCUUCCAACGACGGCUACUUUCCUAUCACCUCCGUAUGGGAAGUCUAGCAACGGCUCGGCGAAGAAAGCAAGUGCCAGAAGAGGGCCAUUACCAAGGAGUCUCGUAAGACGAAAUGAUGGAAAGGGAGUGAUGCAACCAUGGGCUAGACAAAACUCAACGCCUUCGACGCAGCCGUCUCCGUCACUCAUUACGACUACAAUUACUCGGACUACCAUAUUCGAGGUAGCAGGCGAGACUCGAGUUGUCGUUUCACCUCUUUUCCAAACAUUAACCUUUACCAAUCCUACUCUGGUCACUGAGACGAGUACGAUAACAGUUUCACAGCGUUCGAGAAACUUCGACAAGAGAGAAGUAGUAGGCUCGGUCACCACAAAUCAAAAGGCAAUCUCAUCAACCGAGAGCAGCCAUCUAUGGAAGGUGGUGCCCGCGUCGGAAACAACAACACUUCGUCCUCAUUUCUCAGGUGCGAGUCGGCGCCAUACCUCUAAUGAUGUGAUGGCGGUGACAGUGGCCGGUCAGAUGUCGACAAUCACCAUCGAAUUGACGGUAACACUAACUAGAACCGGUACCUUCGUCUCGACGGCAACAAUCUUCAACCCGGUCUUUGUUUCUACUACAGCAACCCCAACCAUGACGAUAACUUCUUUCGUCACAACGACCAUUUCCAUCACAACAGCGGCAUCAAGGACUUCAGAUUUAUCUUCAAUCGCUGAGAUCUUGCCGUCUCAGGGAUCAACUUCUGCAACUGCGAUCGCUUCUCUCACGACCCCGACCUCGUCUCGAUCUCCUGUUGGCCCCAGUACCGAAGUCUCGACAAUCAGCUCUUCUGCUUCAAGCGCACCAGAAACCACCGUCGAUGCUACAACUUGGUUCUCGACAGAGCCUGAGGGGUCCACCGCGACAGGUCGUAGCCUGACAUCUACUGAAACCAUGGUCUCAACCCGCCGCACACCCUCGUCAACAUCUCUUCCACCAGCCCCUGAGUUCUCAUCCCAACCCGCUCUUGGCCCUGGUGAGAUCGCAGGCGUCACAUUGGGUGCCGUAUCUGGAAUCGCCCUUAUCAUUCUCAUUAUCUGGUUGCUGCGCAGGCGCUCCAAGCGUCGCCAACACGUUCAUAUACCUGACGACGACUACCAAAUGACACCAACAGAAACUGCAGCCGCCAUCAUCAACUCAUCACCGCUUGCAAUGGACUUGCAUGACCGAAGCCGAGCGCUUCCCAGUAACGCGAGCGGUAAUAGCUCACGUGAUGGCGAUGUUCGCAUCGUUAUUCAACCCAUGGCGAAGCGUAGAACACAGAGCAGUAGUCUCUUUCCCAGCCCUAAGACUUGGCCGCGGCCACCAGGAUAUACUGGCCAGGCAUACAGUUUCUCAGCAGGGGAAAGCGGGGAUUCAACGCCUCGGGACCCCACGACUUGGAGCAAUGCGAGCGAGUAUGGAAGUUCUGGCAACCGAGAUGGCCUACUGGAUGGUGGGCCUUUGAAUAUGAAUGGAACAGGUGGUGAGGGUCACCAGAGAGCGCCAUAUGUACGAAUGGGACAGGAAAGUGAACGUCGGAAAGGCUCUGGCCUAUAG
This is a messenger RNA of Colletotrichum truncatum, 1698 nucleotides long. The record is from RefSeq and is a predicted model, not a curated record. Lineage: Eukaryota; Fungi; Ascomycota; Sordariomycetes; Glomerellales; Glomerellaceae.